Ictalurus furcatus (blue catfish) is the source of this 1904-nucleotide messenger RNA. It is a transcript of the gene cxcl14, whose product is annotated as chemokine (C-X-C motif) ligand 14. Gene Ontology annotation, biological process: antimicrobial humoral immune response mediated by antimicrobial peptide; cell chemotaxis. Gene Ontology annotation, molecular function: chemokine activity. The transcript is spliced from 4 exons. Gene Ontology annotation, cellular component: extracellular region. The record is from RefSeq and is a predicted model, not a curated record. The coding region runs from base 235 to 534 and encodes 99 amino acids. NCBI's taxonomy places the organism in Eukaryota, Metazoa, Chordata, Actinopteri, Siluriformes, Ictaluridae.
GCCGCUCGAGCGCUCCGUCAGAUGCGUGGACAGUCUGUGGUGGAAUCACUUCAACCUGCUCACGGCUGUAAUCUCCUGAGACACACAAACACACCGAACGACAAAACUAGACCGUUUUCAUACGUUCAUGUCACAAGACAUUGACUUCUGAGAGACAGGAUAUUAACGUUUAAGAGCGUGUGAGUUUGGUGAAUAGAAACCCUGCUGAAGAGGAGCUCCUCAACCUGCACUGGGAUGAAUCGCUGCACAGCCGCGUUACUUCUGUUGGUCAUUGCAGUUUAUUCGCUCAACACAGAAGCAUACAAAUGCAGAUGCACCAGGAAAGGCCCCAAGAUACGAUACAAGGACGUGCAAAAACUUGAAAUUAAGCCUAAACAUCCUUUCUGCCAGGAGAAGAUGAUAUUCGUCACCAUGGAGAAUGUGUCCCGUUUCAAAGGUCAGGAAUACUGCCUGCACCCCAGACUACAGAGCACCAAGAACCUGGUCAAAUGGUUUAAGAUCAUGAAGGACAAGCACAAGGUGUAUGAAGCCUAAAAUGCCAUAGUGUGAAGAGUUACGGAGGUUGAAAGUUCUGUGGAAUGUACAAACCCACCAUUGUGCAUCUGUGGAUCAGCAGAGGACCAGUUUUCCAAGAAUCGCGAGGCAUUUGCUCAGACAAGCUUACCAAGCACAAGACCUUUUCUUCAGGAACAAUGUCUAGGAAGACACUUGUCUUCCCAAAAAAUAAAAAUAAAAAUCUUAUUCACAUUUCAAACAUAAUUGUGGUCCAAAACAAGCACUAUGAAUUUAUUCCACGUGUUAGACUUGCAAAAAAAAAAAAAAGGCCGUGUAAGAAGGUCUGUGAAUCAGAUUUAGAUGCGAGUGAUCACUACCUUUUCAGCUGGAAUGUUUUUAAUCCCCUGAUAUAGGCUUCUCAUUUAUUUUUGGUCUGAGUCAUUGUGUUGUGGUAUGUAAAAGGGUUCUGCCACAAAUGUUAUUUAACUACCUGAGAGAAGCCAUACAGUAGUGUCCAGAUGGUUUAAACAACAUAGAGAUCUAAAGGGGUUAUUCACUUCCCCAGUCGUCCGUACGUGAAUACAGACCUUAUGUUAUUUUGAUAUCUCAGUAAAAUUAGUUUCAUAUGUGGUGAUAUAGAGCACAACCAUAUUUGAAAAGGGAGUAUGUAUGUAUAUAAAUAUCUUGUAACUGUUUACUGUGUGCCAUACCACCAUACAGCAGGUAAAAUGAGUUAAAAAACAGAAUUGUGAGCAAAGCAAAUAUUUUCAGUUAGCACUGCCAAGAGUGUGCUCAUCGGCACAGAUUUGCGAAACCUUUCAUUUAUCUUCAUGAACAUCUCUGCACAGUUACAUACACUAGAGAGUCAUUUAAAACCUCAUAUAGUUUAUCUACAAUAUCUGAGGGAACAUGUUCUUAUUGCACUCCAUUUCUUCCUCCAAACACUACUGAGGUUUAACCUCUCCAUGCACACAUUUCUGAAAUGAGCAUGUGAAUUUUGAGGCCUACAGUAAGUCAGUUUGUUUACCUAAACCUCUGUAUUCAAUCCUAGCUCAUCAUAAAUUCUCCACCACCAUUCCAUGGUCUAUGUGGGCCUCUUCUAUAAGGCUUUUAUUACUCAGGCUUAUUUGGUAUGACAAGUCUGGUAGAUUAUUUCCACUGAAUGGAUUGUCAUGUAAAUUAUAUGUACGAGAAGUAUGCAUCUUGUAAAUACAGAACAUUUGGCCUAGGUGAUUCGUUUAGAAUUUCAUAGUAGAAUUAUAUGUUGUAUUUUAAAGUUGUUUCACUAUUUAAAUAUACAAUAACAAAAAUAUUCCAGCCUUUGUGUUUGGGUUUACCCACCAAACACUGCUUCAGUUGCAUUCCAAGGAGUGUAAUGUACAAGCACAGCAAUAAAACUAUUUAAAUGA